Molecule: messenger RNA, 9625 nt
Organism: Heterocephalus glaber (naked mole-rat)
Lineage: Eukaryota; Metazoa; Chordata; Mammalia; Rodentia; Bathyergidae
Source: RefSeq, a predicted model, not a curated record
UGCUAAUGUAUUCAUAUUUUAAAAUAAUGUUUUUUACAUAUCUGUAUAUCUCUGUAUUUUAUGAAAAACUGAACUUGUUAAAAUUUGAUUAGAAAUGAAUGUAACUAGUAUGUAACGUAUGUAACUGAAUGUCACAUGUAUGGUGUGACAGUGCCUUUGGGAUUAUUCCCUGUGCAGACUGUUGUGUAAUCAUAAGGCCCUAUGAAAUCAAGAUCUCAUCAUGACACAUAAUGAUUGUGAAGUUGCUUGUAGGAAGGGAGCCAUCUGUUGCUCAUUUAAUUUUGUCUUUCUGUGGUUAUUUUUUGAAACAGCUUAUUUCUGAUGUUUCUAGUCACUUGAGGAUAUUUUUAAUUGUUUAUUUUUUGUGUUAUAGCCCAAGACCAGCAAAAUUUACAGAGCGGCCUCGACCUGGGGUACAAAUGAUCUGUUCCUCCUUUAGUGCUGGUGGAAUGUUUCUGGCCACAGGAAGCACAGAUCAUAUUAUUAGAGUUUAUUUUUUUGGAUCAGGUCAGCCAGAAAAAAUAUCAGAAUUGGAGUUUCAUACUGAUAAAGUUGACAGUAUCCAGUUUUCCAACACUAGUAACAGGUUUGUAAGUGGUAGUCGAGAUGGGACAGCACGCAUUUGGCAAUUUAAACGAAGAGAGUGGAAGAGCAUUUUGUUGGAUAUGGCUACUCGUCCAGCAGGACAAAAUCUUCAAGGAGUAGAAGAUAAAAUCACGAAAAUGAAAGUAACCAUGGUAGCUUGGGAUCGACAUGACAAUACAGUUAUAACUGCAGUAAAUAACAUGACUCUGAAAGUUUGGAAUUCUUACACUGGUCAACUUAUUCAUGUCCUGAUGGGUCAUGAAGAUGAAGUAUUUGUUCUUGAGCCACACCCAUUUGAUCCUAGAGUUCUCUUCUCUGCCGGUCAUGAUGGAAAUGUGAUAGUGUGGGAUCUAGCAAGAGGAGUCAAAAUUCGAUCUUAUUUCAAUAUGAUUGAAGGCCAAGGACAUGGUGCAGUAUUUGACUGCAAAUGCUCUCCUGAUGGCCAGCAUUUUGCAUGCACAGACUCUCAUGGACAUCUUUUAAUUUUUGGCUUUGGGUCCAGUAGUAAAUAUGACAAGAUAGCAGAUCAGAUGUUCUUUCAUAGUGAUUAUCGGCCCCUUAUCCGUGAUGCCAACAAUUUUGUAUUAGAUGAACAGACCCAGCAGGCACCUCAUCUCAUGCCUCCCCCUUUUUUGGUUGAUGUUGAUGGUAACCCUCAUCCAUCCAGAUACCAGAGAUUAGUUCCUGGGCGUGAAAACUGCAGGGAAGAGCAGCUCAUCCCUCAGAUGGGAGUGACUUCCUCAGGUUUGAACCAAGUUUUAAGUCAGCAAGCAAACCAAGAGAUUAGUCCACUGGACAGCAUGAUUCAGAGACUACAGCAAGAGCAAGACCUGAGACGUUCUGGUGAAGCAGGAGUUGGUAAUACCAGUCGUUUAAGUAGAGGCUCCAUGAGUUCUACCUCAGAGGUUCAUUCUCUACCAAAUGUAGGAUUAAGGCGUAGUGGACAAAUUGAAGGUGUACGGCAAAUGCAUAGCAAUGCACCAAGAAGUGAAAUCGCCACAGAGCGUGAUCUUGUAGCUUGGAGUCGAAGGGUGGUAGUACCUGAAUUAUCAGCCGGUGUGGCCAGUAGGCAAGAAGAAUGGAGAACUGCUAAAGGAGAAGAAGAAAUAAAGACUUACAGAUCAGAAGAGAAAAGGAAACAUUUAACAGUUGCAAAAGAAAAUAAAAUAUCUAGUGUCUCAAAGAAUCAUGCUCAUGAGCAUUUACUGGAUCUUGGGGAAUCCAAAAAGCAGCAAGCAAAUCAACACAGCUAUCGUACGAGAUCUGCCCUGGAAGAGACUCCUAGACCCUUGGAGGAGAUAGAAAAUGGCACUAGUUCUUCAGAUGAAGGCGAAGUAGUUGCUGUCAGUGGUGGGACGUCUGAAGAGGAAGAGAGAGCGUGGCAUAGCGAUGGCAGUUCCAGUGACUACUCCAGUGAUUACUCUGACUGGACAGCAGAUGCAGGAAUUAAUUUGCAGCCACCAAAGAAAGUUCCUAAGCAUAAAACCAAGAAAGCAGAAAGCAGUUCAGAUGAAGAAGAAGAAUCUGAAAAACAGAAGCAAAAACAUAAUAAAAAGGAAAGGAAAAAAGUUAAUGAAGAAAAGGAUGGACCAACAUCACCAAAGAAAAAGAAGCCCAAAGAAAGGAAACAAAAGAGAUUGGCUGUGGGAGAACUCACUGGAAAUGGUCUAACAUUAGAAGAAUGGCUGCCUUCAACGUGGAUCACAGACACUCUUCCUCGAAGAUGCCCAUUCGUGCCCCAGAUGGGGGAUGAGGUUUAUUAUUUCCGACAAGGACAUGAAGCAUAUGUUGAAAUGGCCCGGAAAAAUAAAAUUUAUAGUAUUAAUCCUAAAAAACAACCAUGGCAUAAAAUGGAAUUACGGGAGCAAGAACUGAUGAAAAUAGUUGGCAUAAAAUAUGAAGUGGGAUUACCUACCCUUUGCUGCCUUAAACUUGCUUUUUUAGAUCCUGAUACUGGUAAACUGACUGGUGGAUCAUUUACUAUGAAGUACCACGAUAUGCCUGAUGUUAUAGAUUUCCUGGUCCUGAGACAACAAUUUGAUGAUGCAAAAUAUAGGCGGUGGAAUAUAGGUGACCGUUUCAGAUCAGUCAUAGAUGAUGCUUGGUGGUUUGGAACCAUUGAAAGUCAGGAACCUCUUCAGCCCGAAUACCCUGAUAGUUUGUUUCAGUGCUAUAAUGUCUGCUGGGACAAUGGAGAUACAGAAAAGAUGAGCCCAUGGGAUAUGGAGCUUAUACCUAAUAAUGCUGUAUUUCCUGAAGAACUAGGUACCAGUGUUCCUUUGACUGAUGUUGAAUGCAGAUCAUUAAUCUAUAAACCACUUGAUGGAGAAUGGGGUACUAAUCUCAGAGACGAAGAAUGUGAAAGAAUUGUUGCAGGAAUAAACCAGUUGAUGACACUAGAUAUUGCUUCAGCAUUUGUAGCCCCUGUGGAUCUGCAAGCUUAUCCUAUGUACUGCACUGUAGUGGCAUAUCCAACGGAUCUGAGUACAAUUAAACAAAGACUGGAAAAUCGAUUUUACAGGCGGGUUUCUUCCCUAAUGUGGGAAAUUCGAUAUAUAGAGCAUAAUACACGAACAUUUAAUGAGCCGGGAAGCCCAAUUGUGAAAUCUGCUAAAUUUGUGACUGAUCUUCUUCUACAUUUCAUAAAAGAUCAGAUGUGUUACAACAUAAUUCCACUUUACAAUUCAAUGAAGAAGAAAGUAUUGUCUGACUCUGAGGAAGAAGAGAAGGAUGCUGAUGUGCCAGGAACUUCUACCCGAAAAAGGAAGGAUCAUCAACCUAGAAGGAGAUUACGUAACAGAGCUCAGUCUUAUGAUAUUCAAGCAUGGAAGAAACAAUGUCAAGAAUUGUUAAAUCUCAUAUUUCAGUGUGAAGAUUCAGAGCCUUUCCGCCAGCCCGUAGAUCUCCUUGAAUAUCCAGACUACAGAGACAUUAUUGACACACCAAUGGAUUUUGCUACAGUUAGAGAAACUCUAGAGGCGGGAAAUUAUGAGUCACCGAUGGAGUUAUGUAAAGAUGUCAGGCUUAUUUUUAGUAAUUCCAAAGCAUAUACACCAAGCAAAAGAUCAAGGAUUUACAGCAUGAGUUUGCGCCUAUCUGCUUUCUUUGAAGAACACAUUAGUUCAGUUUUAUCAGAUUAUAAGUCUGCUCUUCGUUUUCAUAAAAGAAAUACCUUAACCAAAAGGAGGAAGAAAAGAAACAGAAGCAGUUCUAUGUCCAGUAGUGCUGCAUCCAGCCCCGAGAGGAAAAAAAGAAUCUUAAAACCGCAGCUAAAGUCAGAAAUCUCUACCUCUCCACUCUCCACUCCUACACGAUCAAUACCACCAAGACAUAAUGCUGCUCAGAUAAAUGGUAAAACAGAAUCCACUUCUGUGGUUCGAACGAGAAGCAACCGAGUGGUUGUAGAUCCAGUUGUCAUUACUGAGCAACCAUCUACUUCAUCAGCUGCAGCCAAGAGUUUUAUUUCAAAAGCUAAUACAUCUACAACACCAGGGAAAACAAUACUAGAGAAUUCUGUGAAACAUUCCAAAGCCUUGAAUACUCUUUCAAGUCCUGGUCAAGCCACUUUUAGUCAUGGCAAUAAGAACAAUUCUGCAAAAGAAAACGUGGAAAAGGAAAAGCCAGUUAAACGUAAAAUGAAGUCGUCUGUACUCUCAAAGGCAUCCACUCUUUCAAAGUCAUCAGCUGUCAUUGAGCAGGGUGAGAUGCUAACUGGAGAUUAUAAGAACAAUGCUCUUGUACCUGGAACCAUUCAAGUAAAUGGCCAUGGAGGACAGCCAUCAAAACUUGUGAAGAGGGGUCCUGGAAGAAAACCCAAGGGAGAUGUGAAUACCACUAGUGGUGAAGUGAUACACAAGAAAAGGGGACGAAAGCCCAAAAAACCACAGUAUGCAAAAUCAGAAAAUACAGAGCAGAAUAAUUUGCAUUCCAACCGAGAUGAAGUGAUUCCUUCUUCAACAGGCAAUUUUCUGCCUGAAACUAAUAUUGUUAAGGAGGAUUUGCUACAGAAAAAGAGUCGGGGAGGCAGAAAACCCAAAAGGAAGAUAAAAACACAAAAACUAGAUUCAGAUCUCCUAGUUCCUGCCAAUGUUAAAGUACUAAGGAGAAGUAACCGAAAAAAGACAGAUGAUCCUAUUAUAGAUGAAGAAGAAGAGUUUGAAGCACUCAAAGCCUCUGAACCUCACAUGAGAACUCGAAACCAAGGUCGAAGGACAGCUUUCUAUAACGAGGAUGACUCUGAAGAGGAGCAAAGGCAGUUGUUGUUUGAAGACACCUCUUUGACUUUUGGAACUUCUAGUAGAGGGCGAGUCCGAAAGUUGACUGAAAAAGCAAAAGCUAAUUUAAUUGGUUGGUAACCUGAACCAAAAUAUUUUACUUCAAAAUCUAUAAAGCAGGUACAGUUAAGGAGUAAGUAGAUCUAAGUCUUCUGCUUCCUUGCUGCUAUGGUGGAUUAGGGAACGUUAUGAUUUGACUUACAAAAAAAAAAAAAAGAAAAAUCUUAGAAGACACUUCACUUCUUUAAAUGAAUAUAUAUAAAUAUAUACAUAUAUAUUUUAAAUGUUUGCUAUUUAUUGCCCUUAGAUAGGUUAUGCAUUUCCACAUUCAUUUCAUUCAGUGUUUGAAACAAGAUAGUGAGGACCUAUUGAAUUCCUGAUUUAUUUAUGGAAGAGACAUUUCUGCUACACUCUUAAGGACAUAGUAUUCCUAGUGAUAGAGCAUUUCAUGUUAAAAAUUAUUUUUGACCAAGCAAGGUACAUUUUUAUUGAUACAGAAGUCAUGCCCCUAGGAAGACAUGUUACACAGAGUAGCAGUAAAUUAAGAAAUGUGUUUCCUCUAAAGGUAAAUAGAAAGUUCUCACCAUUUAAUAUCCUAAAAACUUUUAGUUGUAGAAUGCUCACCUACAAAGUUAUCUCAAAGAGGCUUUUUGCUUUAUUCCACUUCUGCCAAACUUAAGAGAAAAUAUACUGAUGAAAAGGAAACAUAUCCACAUUGGAAAACAUUUGACUGUCUAAUUUUUCAGACCUUGAUUCUUAUAUCAAUCACUCAAUCUCUGUUUAUUGUGCCAAAGACUGAAAAUCAGUGCAGUGGAGAGCCUGUUUUUGACUGUCAGGACAGCAUACACUUUUCAAUAUUAGAAAGGCUAUUUAUUCUAAAGAGCAAAUUAUUAAAGAGUUAUGCUGAGAUAUAUCUUUUCUUUGGGUACUGAGUAGAAAAUAAUGCACUGGUGGGUCCUUUGACAGAGAUGUCUUAGAGAAAAUGUUUUAAGUGGUUAAAGGAUUCAAGGAAAAUACAGGAAAAAAGGUAUGAGAUUUGAUGUUUACUUGUUGAUCUGGAUUAAUGUCAUUUCUAAACUUUAGACAUAUCUGAUAGGCUAAAACGGCUUACAAAGAAACGUGUCUGUGUGUGUAUGUGUAUAUAUUGAUAGAUAUAAUUAAAUAUAUAUACAAACACAUACUUAUAUACUGUUACCCAGGUAUAAAUUCUUUUUUCAGGAUUUUUUAGAUAGUGGUAGAUAAAAAUAAUUUUAAAAUGUCAUACUUUAUAGUUUUAAUUUUAAGGGAAAGAUUGGUUAUUUUCAAUUAUUAAAAGUUAAAAUAGGCCAAAUCACUUUUUAUGCAAUCAUGUUUUAUACGGUGGUCUCAUUGCACAUUGUGUUUUUCUGCACUUUUUACGGUAUCCUUAUCACGCUGGUAUGUCAAUAUACACCCUAAAGAAAACUCCAUUUAAUGAUUGUGCCUUGUAUUCUAUUAUUUUUUGCAUCAUUAGUAAAAUUUAAGUUGUCUAUUGUAAAUGAUAACUAUAUGACUUAGGAGAAUGUAUUGCUAUAUGUACUGCUAUGGAAAAGGAAAGCAGUUAUUUAUUUGUUUAUGGUACACUUAGUUAUUUUAUACUUUAAAACCCAACAUAAAUACCAUUUCUAUUGUUUAAAAAUUAUUGUCCAUUUUUUUAAAAGUUUAAAGAAUGUAGUAUUUUCUGAGGACUGGUAUGGUACAAAAAUGUAACCAAAAUUUUCAGAUACUACAUUUUUAAAAAACAAGAAUGGAGAAAAUAUGUAUCAGCAUGACUCUGAUGUAGAAAAAUAAAGUCUUUAAUUGAACCGUGACAAAAUAUAUUACAUAAUUAUUUCUUUACUCCUUUCAGAUAGGAUGUUAACUAUCAUUUAACUGUCUUGAAGAAGAAUGAAAAGUGAUGCAUUUGGGCUUUUUAGAUCGUUUGUAACUAAAUUUGUACAGAAAUCCUCCUGUGAAAUUAAGUAAACCAUUUUCCAGAUCGACUGGAUUGCUGUGAUUUUCCAGUUGAAAAAAUAAUUUGAAAUUUUUCAGGUUUUUUGUAUAUUUAUUUUUUUCUAACAAAUAUAUUUAACUAUAUAAUUAAAAUUCAGUAGUUAAACUUCAUAAUGCAGAAAUGGAUGGCUUGGUUGUAUAGAAAAAUGAGUUUCAGUUACACCAUUAUUGAAAAUAAUAGUGUGUAUGUUUGAAAUUUGAAACAAAGUAAAUAGUUGCUUUUAAGGCAAUCUAUUUGAAAUACGUAAUUUCCUGAUGUUAUCUGCAUUGUGCUAGAAAAAAAUUAAUAGACUAUAAAAUUCAUUUUUGUAAAAAAAAUGUAUAGUUUUUAAGGUGUGUACAGAAGGAAGAGCAUACAGUCUGAGUGCAGAACCUCUAGUGUGGUGUGUGUGGGUUCCAACUCUGGAGCACAGAAAUGAGUAUUUGCCAUCUUUCCUAUCUCAUGUAAAUGUUCUGAAGACACUAUAUAUUACCAUAUUUGGAAAUUUUCAGACACUGGUUUCUUAGUAAAGCAAAAUGACUUGGAUCAUAUUAUUUGUAACUGAAAAACUUAAAAAUGUAUUAGUAAUACCAGAUAUAUUUAGAUUUUAUAUUUUUAUAAUUUAGCUUCUAUAUGUUACAAAAGUUGAAUUAAGAAAUUUAAUUCACCAUAUUUUUGUUUUGUUUUACCAUUAUCUUUUUAAAAUAGUAACAUCAUGUAUGUAAGGGCAGAGAAAAUACUGGCACUUGUCUUAGAUGAGCAGUAAAAAACUCAAGUUUAUUCAGAGUUUCAGAAAUAUUUGUUACUUGCAUGGAAUGUAGAAAGAUUUUACAUAUUUCUUAAGUCCCCAACCCUAAUGUUCUCUCUAUCCCAACAUUCUCGAGCCCCAGGUGAAUCUUACAAGAUUUAAACUUUGUCACUGGGUAGUUUAAUUACAGUCUGAGAACCUUUGGCAGUAGAUAGCUUCUUAAAAUUUUAUCUUUUGCAGUCUGCUGUUACAGUGUUGAACUAUUUUCUGUGUAUAUUUAUGAUUUUAAGAUGUAUUGGCAUUGUUUCUAAUGCACAGAUUCUCUACAAAAGACUCUUUGGUGUCAUUAUUAAAACUGUCUUUCUCCUUACAUAUAAUUAGAAUAACCAGAGUGUUUGUGAGCUUAAUUAGAUCACAUCAGAUUACAUGGAAUUGACUGAAUAUAGUAUCUUUUGGAAAUUAACUACAUAAGAUACAGUGAACAGAGAAAAGACCCUCAUUCAGCCUCUAUAGCUGUCCCUUGUCUGGAAUAUAGUAGAUUAAUCAAAUAUCUUAAGUGUAUUGAGUUAACAUUUUGUGUGAUGUUAGUGGCAAUUACAUAUUAUAAAAUGAUUAAUGUUACAAAUCAGUCCCUCCAUUUAGCAGUGUUUAAUUCUGACAUUCCAUUUUAUACACACAUAGCUACCUGUAUAUUUCUCAAAUGUAAGCUGGAAGCAAUUUGGAUUUUCUGUUUUCUAUAUAAAGAAAACAUUAUGAAUGUUUUGGUUCGCCUGAAAUUUGUUUGAAUAGGUUGAAAGGACCAAGAUAUUUCAGUGAUUUAAAAGGGCUAUAAAUGUUCACCUUGUAUUGAGGAGGUAUGAUUUUAAGUCACAAUAGAAUUACUUUUAUUUUCUGAUGUGUUACCCUCUGACUUAUUUAGACAAUAUUUCUAACAAGUUGAGCAGUGGGUUAGUUAAAUGUAGGUGAGGAUUUAUCUUCCUGUUAAAAUUGGAAAAGUAUACAAUUUCUCACUUCCAUCCUUGCACUUCCCCUUAGUACCUCUAACUUCCAAGUGAUCUGAGCUAAAAUUAAUACACACUAAGAAACUAUUUUUGUUCAUUAUAAUUAGCAUUCCAAAUGAAGUCAUUUUGAACUAUGUGCAGCACCUAGGAAGAGGUUGCAAAAUCAGAAGUUGAGUCAGAAGACUCAAGUACUACUUAAGUGUGCUCCAGUGAUAGACCUUGUACACACUAGAGUAAAAGUGACUAGAAAAAUCUGAGCUAUAAAUAUAUAUUUUUAGUUUUGAUAGCUGUUUGGAAAUACUUUUCUAAUGCAGAUAAAAUUGAUCAGGAAAUUAACCUUAUAUGGCACAAACCAAAUACAUAAUAGUGUGUGGCUGAGUUUCUACAGUCAAGGAGCUAACAAAAUAGCUUGAAGAUGGUAUGUAGUAUACACACAUUGUCGUUACUUUCAAGAAUGUGUGUUGAUUUUUCACAGCAAUACACUAUAAAAUGAGAAAACAGUUACAUUUUUGGACCAUAUUCAAACUGUAAGAAGACAGGUCUUAUAAAGAGAUCUUUUAGAAAACUCUUAAAUCCUGUCACAGGAUAUUUAGACAUGUGUAGAAUGUAGCUCAAUUUUUAAGUAACUGACCUAGAGGGUUGAAGUUGAAACUGACACAUUUUCAAAUUAAAAUUGUUUAUUUUGUACAGAAGGUAAUGUUAAACACAAGCGAUUCUGUUGUAUAUGAUAACACAAAAGUUAAAAGCAAAUUAAUGACUUAGCUUUAUUGAGGUUUUUGGUUUUCCUUCCAGACCUGGAUAUCAAGUUAUGAACAGCAGUCUCACACCACAAUAGCAGUGCCCUUUCUUUUUGUACAUACUGAUUGGACCUUUCUUUACUGUUACGUGGACACUUUCUAUGUUAGUUUUGAUGCAUAAUUCUUUGAAUCCUUUUAUACAAACUAGAAUGUAUGUGUAAGAAUUUCUGUCCCUGCAAUGUAGUAACUAUAAACUUAUUUUUAAAUAAAUAGAAAACUUGUUUUUCUAA